CGUCAUUUCCGUUGGAAUAUUCCAGCGGAUUUAUCCUUGGGCUUUAAAAGGACACGCUGAAAAACCGACCGUAAAGUUGAAAGGUAAACGGCCUAUGUUAUGCAUGCAGUAGUCAGUGUAGUAACUCAAAAUACGGGAAGUCAGUGAAGGGACACAGAGAUCAACCGAGUGAUAAAGGGAAGAAAGAACCAACAAGCUCGUGCGCACGUACAGUCUCCGUCAUUGGAUUUAUCUAUACUUUGUAAACUUUGGAGUUCCUGUCAGCUGUGAGCCAGAGACAAUCAUGAUCCUGCUGUCUCCCUCCUCUGGUCUCUUCCAGUGUACCAACAAGCUAUUUCUGAGUGAUGGAGCCACGGGACUCCAGAUCAAAGAGUUUGCACGUAAGAAUGCAGCCAAUGCUCUGUCCGUUGGUAACAUGGUCAUGGGCAUGGCCUCCAUUCUCAGCAGUAUAAAUGGGCACCAUCAUGCUGCCUGUUGGCUGGUUCUGAUUGGCUACCUUCUGGAUUUGGCAGAUGGAGCAGUUGCCAGGCGACUCGGUGCCUGCUCUGCAUCGGGUGCGAAGCUUGAUGAUUUUGCUGACUUCACAACCUUUGGGAUUGCCACCGCAUUGCUCCUAAGGACAUCUGACCUGCUGGACAACAUCCUAUGCAUGUGUUACGUCCUGAUUGUGUUGUUCCGCCUGUGUUUCUUUCAAAGCGGGAUCCCAUUCGUGUUUCGCGGACUGCCCUGCACCUACUCCUCAGCCUUCCUGGCCAGUGCCUCUAUACUGUCAGGGGGGAAUCUGGCCAUGAGGCGGGUCGUUGCAGUGGCCAUGAUCCUCUUUAUGAUCAGCCAGAACUUCUACCCCCACGACAGAGUACUGGAGUCCCAGGCCUGGAAGAAAGCAGUCUUUGCUGGAGGAAUUGUCAUGGUGUUCUGCUCAUCAUUCCCCCCUGCAUGUGUGUACUAUCUGCUGUGGUCAGUCUCCUACAUUUUGUUCCCAACAUCCCUUUGGAGCAGUAAAGUGUAAAAUGGGUGCUGGCUUUGUCCAAAACUCCCAUGUAGGUUAGCCUCUAUGGCCCAUCUGGGUGAACUGAGGCUUCCAGACUGCUGCUGCUCCCUACUGCCAUGGAGGAUCCAAGCUGAAACAUGCUCAUGUUCCACAGGCGAACACUCGCUCUAUUUGACCUAUAUUUUGAUGUAACACCUCUAAAACAGAGCCCAGAUUCAAGAGAGUUAGAGUGAGGGAUGAGAAGUGCAUUUUAAUGUUACUAAAGUUUGGAUGAGCCUUCACGCUGUCUUUUGUCUGUGCUGCAUUUUCAGAUGUCAGAUGGCUUGUUCCACAAAUGUUCAUCAAGUUCAUCUCCCGUGUAAUCUCUCACUUCAAAAUUAACCAGUCUUUCGUCAAUGUUGUGAACACGCAGCAGUAGUGCCACUCAUUUUCUCACAAAAUAAUAGAAAAAAAUAUUUCAAACUAAAUAAUGACACUCUAAUUUGGUUAUUAAAAUAUGUAAUUGUCUAAUCACAAAGGAUCAUAACUCUUAUUAUGAUCGUAUUAUUUUACGAGAUUCAAAUUCCAUGUUAUUUCUUCUUUAUAACACAGGCGUUCAUACAGCACCAUCACCAAUUUUUUGUUGAAGGCAUUUCACUUUCACAGACAUGUGUUUUAGAUCAGGAUGUGGGUUUCCUUGUAAUCCACUUUUUCCAUUUUAGAAGGGUCUAAAGUCCAGUGACUUACAGUAAGAAACGUUCCAAUGUAAUGGUGCAGUCAUUCCUAAUAUUAGAUUUUUGCUGUUUGAAUGUUGGGUACACAUACAGCAGUUUUCUGCCUUGUGAUUCAAUGUGAAUGUACCCUUAAAGAGCAACAACACACAGGCUACCCUCGCUGCAAAUUCUGCCUCCACCUUAAAGGUGUUGUAACAUUGCACUACAUGACCUCUUCUAGUCAUGACGCAGCAUUGACACGUAAAACCAACGAGGAAGUUUCACAAUGUGUAAUUAUGCCUCCUUGCACUACGUGUGUGUGACAAAUGUUGAAAUUAUACAGUAAACCCAUAUUUAAUUUUGACCCACCCACAACUUUAGUUCAGUGAUUUUAAUGAUAGCUUUGAUGAUUUUAACCCUCUUCAUAAACAAUAUCAGAAGCUGGAAGAAACUUUUAUAUUAACAUUGUUUUAAAGCUUUAGAAAACUCACAAAAUACUAACACUGAGUUAUCUAAAUUAGUUUAUUUCCUAAAUCAAGAGAAUGAAACUAAAGCCCAUGUUUUCUGGUUCUGAUAUUGAUCUAAACCCAUAGCGGUGUUUGACCUGGUUACAAUAACCAAUGUUGAAGAAAUCUCAAGUGUAAAGUGCAGAGUAGGGCUGGGGCUAUAUGGCUGAAGUUUUUUAUUCCAAUAUAGGGCAUUUGAUACCCCCAUAAUGAUACAGUAUAUAUUACGAUAAAGGAUGUUUUCUGUUAAUUAAAAAAAUUGUCUAUGUGC
Messenger RNA from Cyclopterus lumpus (lumpfish), 2460 nucleotides. Its product is annotated as transmembrane protein 269-like. The transcript is spliced from 7 exons. The record is from RefSeq and is a predicted model, not a curated record. NCBI's taxonomy places the organism in Eukaryota, Metazoa, Chordata, Actinopteri, Perciformes, Cyclopteridae. Gene Ontology annotation, molecular function: phosphotransferase activity, for other substituted phosphate groups. Gene Ontology annotation, cellular component: membrane. Gene Ontology annotation, biological process: phospholipid biosynthetic process. The coding region runs from base 284 to 1009 and encodes 241 amino acids.